This is a messenger RNA of Dipodomys spectabilis (banner-tailed kangaroo rat), 1059 nucleotides long. It is a transcript of the gene Tp53tg5, whose product is annotated as TP53 target 5. The transcript is spliced from 4 exons. Lineage: Eukaryota; Metazoa; Chordata; Mammalia; Rodentia; Heteromyidae. Bases 130 to 1059 code for a protein of 309 amino acids. The record is from RefSeq and is a predicted model, not a curated record.
GUUGUAACACUGCUGCCUGUGUGCUUCUCCCCUGCCCCACCAUACUUCCUGGAGACCCAACCCUGCUGCUGUCACACAUUUCAGUGAUGUCACAGCUCCCCUGCCCAGCAGCUCAGCAGCACCCAUGAGAUGCCCAGGCCGAGUGCUGGCUCAACUGAGAGAGGCAGGGCGCAGGCAGUGCCCAGGCCAGUCUUGCUUUUUCAGGAGUUGAGGCCUCACAGCCACAGCAUGAGUCCAUCCGAAAAGAAGAGGCCCAAGAAUAUAGUGAUUUUCAAGAUCCAAGAAAACAAACUGCAGGACAAGACAAAGCAACCUGCCAGCAAACUAAUUGAACGAGACCGACUUAAAAUGGUGUUAAGAAAUUUGUCGUUCUUGAAGCUACUAAAGAGCUCGAACCAUCGGAUCCAAGAGCUGCAUAGCUUGGCUAGAAGGUGCUGGAAUUCAAUAAUCAGAGUUCCCAAGAUGCUCCAAAUCUCCUCUGGGGACAGUGUCUGCAAGAAAGUGAAAGAAAAGAAGGAAGAGCUCCAGGAGGCUGGGUCCCUGAAAAAGCAACUGGAGUCCCAGAAAGUGGAGUCCAUAGGGGAACCUAAGGAGCUAAGGGCCAAGGAUUGGAAGCCCAAGGUGGAGUCAAAGCUGGAGAACAAGGCAAAAGAGUCACCUGUAGCAGUGCCAAGAAAACAGGAUCCUGAGGGUGCAAGGACAUCAAGGGGUGUUGGGCUGAGAACUGGAGUCCAGAGGAGGCAGAUCCGCCCUAAGGGUCCCAGAGUCCUCUUCUUGAAGGCCUAUCAUCACCGAACUCCCAUGGGAGACAAGAAGCAGCUGGGUGUGGGUGACCAGUGGGUCUGGUUUGAUGGACUGCCCACUCGAAUCCAUGUCCCAGGGCCUCGGGUCAUGUGCAGACCCUCUAGCUUACGCUGGGCUAAGCGCUGCUGCACCCGUUUGUGCUCUGCAUCACUUCAGAUGCCUAUGGGCCGAAAAUACAAGGUGGGUGUGGCGACACCACUGCAGGGCUGGGGUGAGAUGCAGAGCAAGAGCAGGGCUUGGGAUGUGGAGUCUUAA